UUUCCUCAUAAAAUUUAUCAAGAAAUUAUAAUUAAAAUGGCUGAAAUUUAUGCGAAAUUUACCUCUCUUAAUGAUGAAACUGCCAAGGAUUUUGAUAUUUUAGAAACCGACGUGAUUAUUGGAAGGAAAAAGGAUUGUGGACAUCAGAUUCCAAAUGGUAAAAUCAGCGGGCAACAUUGCCAAGUGCAGCUAGACAAAGAGUCUGGGGAAUUUACCCUCACUGACAAGUCGACAAAUGGAACAUUCGUUAAUGACAAGAGAGUUAGCAAGGAUGAGCCUGUACAGCUACAGAACGGGGACAAGAUAUACCUCCUUAAGGACGAAAACGAGAAUGAGAAAAUCGGUUUCAUCUUUGUAUCCCUUUAUUCUAAGCCUGAAGAGUCCAAACUUGGCCAGAGACGUAAAAGAAGUGAAAUGGAAGGACAUGGUGAAGACAAAAAGGAGGAAUCUAAAAAGGAGCAACCUCAGAAGAAAAUUCUAAGGCAGGAUACCCCUUAUGCAGUCCAACAGAUGAAAUGCUCUUUUUGCCUCGAAAUAAUGUACAAACCUGUUUGUUUAAUCCCAUGAUUGCAUAACUUCUGAGGUGGGUGCUACGCAGAUUGGAUGGUUAAAAACGGUAACUGACCUGAAUGACGAGAUAAAGUAAAGACUAUCAAGCGGAACCAUCUACUUAACUCCAUGAUUGAAGCCCACCUCAAAGAUAACCCGAAGGAUGCCAAAGUCGACGAUACGAAGCAGUUACAGGAUGACAGUGACUGCUUUAAUAACGAGGCAGUCACUCUUGCAAUGGGAAAAUAAGUUGAAGAAGGAGCAUGACAAGAAAAUAGCCGAAGAGAAAAAGAAUCGAAAGAAAAAGCCACAGAAAAAGACUUCUGAAGAGGAAAGCAAAGAAGAUAAUAAAGAAGAAGAGAAGAAGAAAGAGUCUAAGGCUGUAGCUACAUCUUUUAGGCCCAGAUGUAGAAACUGUCAUAAGAGUAUUGGAGGGUUUCAAUGAGACGCAGAUACGAGGCAUGUUAAUUGUGCAGCAUGAAAUGUAGCAUUUCCUCUAACUGGGAAGGCUGGAGUGCACACUCGGUGUGUCUGCUGUCUGAAUUAUUUCUGACACCAGCAUUGGCCUUGAAGUAAACAAGCGAUAAAUAAAGUGUCUCCCUUAGAAACUUUUCCAUUUAUUGGGAUACCCGCAGACGCCUUGAAUAAGAACCAAUAUGAACAAAGAGUACUCAAGGAUUAUGUGAAGAAGAAAAAGUUCACUAAAAUUCAGUUUAAAAGCGAUAUUUUCUCCCGACUCGAAGCUGACGGAAAUUGGGAUAUUACCAAUACUGAGGGAAGCAAGCAUACCUUGGAGAAAGACUCUUCUCUUUGAAGAAGAUGAUUCCCUGAUGUCUGGCAAAAAGUUAUAUAUUGGUAUAGAUUUAGCAUAUCUGCACUUCUUCCAAAUAAUGUACAAACUCGGCAAGAUUGCUGGUACGGAGAUGAAUGUCGAACCCAAACCCAUAAGUUCUCUCAUGCUGCGAAAUUAAACCACAUCUGCCGUCCAAGAAGAUAGG
Molecule: messenger RNA, 1547 nt
Organism: Moneuplotes crassus
Lineage: Eukaryota; Ciliophora; Spirotrichea; Euplotida; Euplotidae
Source: the annotation of a GenBank genome assembly